AAAAAAUUGACAAUUGACAGUUGACACUGACUGAAUUUGACAUGCCGGAGUUACAACUUAUUUCUAUUUUCUGUGAAAAUUGAAUUUCUCAAUUAAUUUUAAUAAUACUUGCUGAUUUGAACUUGGAAAUAUGAAGUUAUCAAACAAUGUGUAUUUGUUAUUGUCUUUUAUAGCAUUAAGUUUGUCUUACACUUUAGGGAUAGAGAUACCAGAAAAAUUCCAAAAGUCUAAUCAUACAAACAAUUGGGCGGUUUUAGUGGAUACUUCGAGGUUUUGGUUUAAUUACCGGCAUGUUGCGAAUGUGUUAUCAAUAUACAGGAGUGUGAAGAGACUCGGUAUUCCUGAUAGUCAGAUUAUUCUGAUGAUUUCUGACGAUAUGGCGUGUAACCCGAGGAAUCCACGCCCGGCGACCAUUUUCAACAAUGCCCAUGAGCAGAUCAAUGUGUACGGAGAUGAUGUAGAAGUGGACUAUAGAGGAUAUGAAGUGUCAGUAGAGAACUUUGUGCGUCUCCUAACUGGCCGUGUGCCACCUGACACGCCGAGAUCCAAACGUCUUCUCACUGAUGAGGGCAGUAACAUCCUGAUAUACCUGACUGGACAUGGAGGUGAUGGCUUCCUCAAGUUCCAGGAUUCUGAGGAGGUUACUAGCCAGGAGCUGGCCGAUGCCUUGGAACAAAUGUGGCAGAAGAAAAGAUACAAUGAAAUCUUCUUCAUAAUAGACACAUGCCAAGCUUCAUCUAUGUAUGAGAAAUUUUAUUCUCCAAAUAUAUUGGCAACUGCUAGUAGCCUCGUUGGAGAGGAUUCCCUUUCUCAUCAUGUUGAUUCUGCUAUUGGCGUCUAUAUCAUUGACAGGUACACCUACUAUGUGCUGGAGUUUUUGGAAAAUGUGCAUCCAAACAGCAAAAGGACAAUGUCAGAAUUUUUGGCUGUGUGUCCCAAAAGCGCUUGUUUAUCUACAGUAGGAGUUCGGCGAGACUUGUUCAAUCGGGACCCUAGUAAAGUGCCCAUUACGGAUUUCUUUGGGUCCGUCAGACCUGUUGUGAUUACCACAGACCCCAUCGACAUUCAGGAAAUACCAAAGAGGAAGAAGAAAAUUGAGAACAAAACCAAAGUGCAAGAGAAAAGGGAAUACCUGCCACAAUUUCCGAUGCAUCUAGUCCAAACUACAUGAAGUAUUAUUGAAUUAUAGAUUUUUUAAUAAAGUUGAAGUACACAAAGUU
This is a messenger RNA of Manduca sexta (tobacco hornworm), 1220 nucleotides long. RefSeq names its product putative GPI-anchor transamidase (gene PIG-K). Gene Ontology annotation, cellular component: GPI-anchor transamidase complex. NCBI's taxonomy places the organism in Eukaryota, Metazoa, Arthropoda, Insecta, Lepidoptera, Sphingidae. The coding region runs from base 131 to 1171 and encodes 346 amino acids. Gene Ontology annotation, biological process: protein localization to cell surface; attachment of GPI anchor to protein; proteolysis. The record is from RefSeq and is a predicted model, not a curated record. Gene Ontology annotation, molecular function: GPI-anchor transamidase activity. The transcript is spliced from 7 exons.